Molecule: messenger RNA, 2382 nt
Organism: Colletotrichum lupini
Lineage: Eukaryota; Fungi; Ascomycota; Sordariomycetes; Glomerellales; Glomerellaceae
Product: choline/ethanolamine kinase
Exons: 3
Coding region: 1-2382 (793 amino acids)
Biological process (GO): phosphatidylcholine biosynthetic process; phosphatidylethanolamine biosynthetic process
Cellular component (GO): cytoplasm
Molecular function (GO): ethanolamine kinase activity; choline kinase activity
Source: RefSeq, a predicted model, not a curated record
AUGUCGUCCUCUUCGUCGCCCCAGAUCACUGGACAGCAGCAGCCCCUGCGAUCAGCCAUGAAGACGGAUGAAGAGUGCGCGUCCAACACCGCCAAAGUCGUUCAAAUCGCUGAGCCAGAGGCUGACGCUGUCGCCCCGCCUCCACCUGCCCCGCCUUCCGAUCAUCACCACAAGAGACAGUACGCCGCCAACAUGGCCAAGAGGUUGACAGGUCGCAUGGGCCUCACCAGCUCCUCAUCGUCUCGCUCUUCCCCUGUCAUGGAGCCGUCACCUGGCCCGUCUUCCGACGAUGCUACCGCUGCUGCUGCUGCUGCUGCUGCCGCAGCCGCAGCUCAAGCCUCUCAUCACCACCAUCGCCACGGCCACAAGGCCCACUACGAGAGUCAGAAGCUGCUUGCCCAGCUCAACGACUGGUUAGAGCAUGAGAAGAAGAAGAAGGCUGCCCGGAAGAGCAAGACAUCGCCCCGACGCCGCUCACCGCAGUCAAAGACCAAGAAGGAACAAUCUCCUGCGGCAGAGACGGCAGACCCGACAGCCCAGCCCGCUGCUCCUCGCUCACGCUCGGACUCCAUCGACUCCGAUUCCAGCGACGUCUCCUUCGAUAGGCUGCAGAAGAUCAUCGAGGACAGCAUGGCUUCUAUGGGAAUCAGCUCGGUGCCUCAAAUGAGCCCCAAGGUCGGCAGGCGCCCCUCCCUCCGUCACAAGAAGUCCUUGUCGCGUAGCAUGCUCCACAGGACGGCAAGCUCCGACACCGAUUACAUCGGCGAGGAUGUCAUAGUACCAACCUGCGACGCAAUUCUCGACAACUCAAAGACCCUCAGCUACAGCGGUGGUGGCAAGAGUACCGACGACCUGACCCUUGGUGGCCAGGCGGACGAGAAGGAGAAGGCCUGGGAAACGUUCAAGAAUGAGAUUGUGCGUCUCGCCCAUACUCUGAGAAUCAAGGGUUGGAGAAGAGUCCCUCUGGACAGUGGCAACAGCGUCAUCGUGCAACGUCUCAGCGGAGCCUUGACCAACGCCGUCUACGUCGUCUCUCCUCCCGAAGACCUCGGGGAAGUACCCGGCAAGAAGCCCCCACCAAAGCUCCUCCUGCGCAUCUACGGACUCGAAGCCCUCAUCGACCGCGAGAACGAACUUAGCGUGCUCCGGCGACUGGCGCGAAAGAAGAUUGGCCCGAGACUCCUCGGGUGCUUCACCAACGGCCGCUUCGAGGAGUACUUCAACUCCAUCACCCUCACCCCCAACGACCUGCGCGAUCCCGAUACCUCCAAGCAGAUUGCUAAGCGCAUGCGGGAGCUCCACUUUGGCAUCGACGUCUUGGACAGGGAAAAGGAUGAGGGACCUGCCGUGCUCAAGAAUUGGGAUGCCUGGCUCGGCAACGUCGAGAAGAAGAUUUGCGCCCUCGACGAAGGCGUACGCAAUGGCAACUGCGUCUUCCGCGACCGCGGGUACGUGUGUGGUGUGGAGUGGAAGCAGUUCAAGGAGCUUUACGACAAGUAUCGCGAGUUGGCUCUCAGCGCCUACAAGGGCCACGCUAUCCGCGAGCGUCUCGUCUUCGCCCACAACGACACCCAAUACGGCAACAUCCUCCGCAUGCGCCCCGACGACGAAAAGUCCCCCCUCCUGAAGCCAGCAAACGAGCACAAGCAGCUCGUCGUAAUCGACUUCGAGUACGCCGCCGCCAACGUCCCAGGCCUCGAGUUCGCAAACCACUUCACGGAAUGGUCCUACAACUACCACCACGAAUCCCUCCCCUUCCUCUGCAACACGGCAGUCUACCCAACCAUCCAGGAACAGCGCCGCUUCCUCAAAGCCUACGUCGAGCACCGCCCCCAAUACACCCACGGCGGCGCCUCCACCCCCCGCCUCACCCCCGCCGGCGCCGCAGACGGCAGCAGCGCCGUCGGCACGCUCGCCCUCCUCCCCACCAGCUCCUCCUCCUCCAUCGUCGAGUUCAUGCUCGACGCCCGCGUCCCGCCCAACCACUGGAAAGAAGAAGAGCGCCGCGCAGAGGAGGCCGUCGAGGCCGAGAUCAAGGAGCUCUACGAGGAAACCCGCCUCUGGCGCGGCAUCAACAGCGCGCAGUGGGUAGCGUGGGGCGUCAUCCAGGCCAAGGUCCCCGGGUUCGAGUCCCAGGAGGAAAUCGAGCAGCAGGAGAAGCAGGCGCAGAACGAGGCCGCCGCGGCCGCGGGCGACGCGGACGCCAAGGCCGAGGUGCAGGCUGCCGCGGAGGCCGAGGACGAGGGCGACGAGUACGAUUACCUGGGCUACGCGCAGGAGCGGGCGUUCUUCUUCCUGGGCGAUUGUGUGCUCAUGGGGAUCGUGAAGAAGGAGGAGUUGCCCGAGGACGUGCAGUCCCGGCUCAAGAUUGUGGAUUACUGA